AUGAUCAAAACCGGCCCUCGCUUGACCACCACCCUGCCCCCGGAAACGGUGGACAUCAUCCGGAGCAAAACCCACACCCGCCGAGUGAGGCUGAACGUGGGGGGGCUCCUCCACGAGGUCCUGUGGAGGACGCUGGACAGACUGCCCCGCACGAGGCUGGGCAAGCUGAGGGACUGCAACACCCACGACUCCAUCAUGGAGAUAUGUGACGAUUACAGCCUGGAUAACAACGAGUUCUUUUUCGACAGACACCCGGGCGCCUUCACCUCCAUCCUGAACUUCUACCGCACCGGAAAGUUGCACAUGAUGGAGGAGAUGUGCGCCCUGUCCUUCAGUCAGGAGCUGGACUUCUGGGGCAUCGACGAGAUCUACCUGGAGUCCUGCUGCCAGGCCAGGUACCACCAGAAGAAGGAGCAGAUGAACGAAGAGCUCAAGAGAGAGGCGGAGAACAUGAGGGACAGGGACGGAGAGGAGUUUACAACCACGUGCUGCUCCGAGAAGAGGAGGAAACUCUGGGACCUCCUGGAGAAGCCAAGCUCAUCCUUUGCUGCUAAGCGAGUGCAGCGCUGCUCUCGAGUGUUCUGUCUGGGAAACCAAAAUUGCACCCGGAUGUCCGACUUGUCUGCCUUCAGUGUAAUUGAAUGUUCAGCACUGAAACUGAAGAGUAGAGCUGAUGAUGCAUCACAUAGGCUUAUGGUACGGGAACAGGCGUCUCCCGUUUCAGACCCUAACUGUGUAGUAGCUGGUGUGUCUGGCCUUUAUCUGGCUGUCAUCUCGGCCCUGACUGCUCUCGCUGUUCUGUUUUGCUUCUGCGGCAUGUCCCCUCUAGUAAAGGCCAAGAUCCUGGCAAUUAUUUCCAUCCUCUUCAUUGUAUUGUCCACCAUUGCCUUGUCUCUGAACACCCUCCCAGAGCUGCAGGACACGGAUGAAUUUGGUCAAGCUACAGACAACCCACAGUUGGCCCAUGUUGAAGCUGUGUGCAUUGCCUGGUUUACAAUGGAGUACCUGCUCCGCUUUCUCUCCUCCCCCAGCAAAUGGAAAUUCUUUAAGGGUCCUCUCAAUGUCAUUGAUCUGCUGGCCAUCUUGCCGUACUAUGUCACCAUCUUUCUGACAGAAUCUAACAAGAGUGUGCUACAGUUUCAAAAUGUUCGCCGGGUGGUGCAGAUUUUCCGCAUCAUGCGAAUUUUGCGGAUUCUGAAGCUGGCUCGUCACUCCACCGGUCUUCAGUCUCUUGGCUUCACACUAAGAAGGAGUUACAAUGAGCUGGGCCUGCUUAUUCUGUUCCUGGCCAUGGGUAUCAUGAUAUUCUCCAGCUUAGUGUUCUUUGCUGAGAAGGAUGAAGAAGACACCAAAUUUAAAAGCAUCCCAGCCUCCUUCUGGUGGGCUACUAUUACUAUGACCACCGUAGGUUAUGGAGAUAUUUACCCAAAAACUCUCCUGGGGAAAAUAGUUGGAGGCUUGUGCUGCAUUGCAGGAGUGCUGGUGAUAGCCUUACCCAUCCCCAUCAUUGUGAAUAACUUCUCUGAGUUCUACAAAGAGCAAAAGAGGCAGGAGAAAGCCAUCAAAAGACGAGAGGCUCUGGAGAGGGCUAGAAGAAACGGUAGCAUCGUCUCUAUGAACAUUAAAGAUGCAUUCGGCCGUAAUGUGGAGCUCAUGGAUGUAAUGGUGGAAAGAACUGAUGAGAAGACGGAAAAGGUGCAUGAUAAUCAUGUGUCCCCACAGAGAGGGACUCCAAGACACAAGUCACCUAUCGACCCCAGCAGCCCCAUAAAGAUCCUUGAUUCAAGCUACCAAGAGCAGUCCAAGCCUUCUCACAGCCCUCAACAUCUCAGUGCACAGAAACUGGAGGAGAUGUACAACAAGAUGGCCAAGUCCAACAUCAACAAAGACAAGGGAACCCAUUCCAAAGCAUUCAGACAGAGAGCGGAAUUCGAAAUGGGCAGCAUCCCACAGGAAGCCGUCUCAAGCACAGGGGAGGCCGUGACAGACGUGCGGAGUAUGUCCAGCGUUGACAGCUUCAUCAGCUGCGCCACGGACUUUCCCGAGACCUCUCGUUUUUCCCACAGCCCUGGCAGCAACAUGACUGGGAGGGUCAGUACCAACCCCAGCCUGGAGCCCACUUUGGAAAAUGAGCACGAAGGAUCGCAUGGGACUGCUACACCAGGGGAAGGCACAACGCUCAGCCCCUAUCCUGAUACCCACAGAGGCCUGCGUCUCAACAACCCACUCAGGAGCCACACACUUAAGGUCAGCGUCAGAGGUGGUGAGGACUCAGGGACGGGAGUCCUUUCUGACGGCUCAUCUGUCCACAGCCCUGAAACAUCCAUCUAUACAACUGCCAGCAGCAGGACACCCAGCAAAAGCCCAGAGAAUUUACUGCCCAGCAAUCUCACAUUUCAUGACGCAUCUAUCAACAAGUUCAUAGAUGCUGAUACAGAUGAAGACGAACACCUGCAUGACGGUUCAGGCACGAACACAACUCAAAGACUCUUGGAAAAAGCCAGCCCAAUGUUAAGCCAUCUGUCCAGCUUACAGCAGGGUCCCAAUCACAUGGAAGGCCUCCAAAGGAAACUGGGGAACAGCACACUGCCGUUAGAGGGCCAGGAGAACCAUGUAGCCCAGGAGCUGCAGCCACUUCAGGGAGAGAAGAGUCACUCCAACUUUUAG
Molecule: messenger RNA, 2667 nt
Organism: Menidia menidia (Atlantic silverside)
Lineage: Eukaryota; Metazoa; Chordata; Actinopteri; Atheriniformes; Atherinopsidae
Source: the annotation of a GenBank genome assembly